AUGACGUCCAAUGUUUUUGAAAAGUUUUGUGAUACGCAAAUUACUUAUAAUUCACAUGUGCUUUCAUCGAUCCUGAAUAAUUUGAAUAAAGAUUUUAAAACUUGUCCUGCUCAGAGCCAUGACGCUUUACCAAAUUCUGAUCGGGUGCAAAUCGAUUUAACCUGCAACGAAGUAAUACCGUUAGAAGAACUCUCAUUUAGUGUAACUGAACAAAAUGAUAUUAGUUCAUCAACGUACGCGUUGCAAUGUGGUUUUGAUUCCGACGACUCUGUGCGUGAUAAAGACUAUCUCCCAUCUGAUUCAAGUAGUGGUUUAAGUGACGACUUUGAAUCAGUUAAACCAAGAAGCCAAAAGUCCCAAGUGUUACAAACAAACAAAAGUUCUAAAAAAAAGGGUUCACGAUCCAUAUUUACACCGGCUGUGGUCAAGUGUGUGGUCACGAAGAGCUUAACUUCAGACAUUCUUGACACUGUUACUUUUAUUCAUGAAAGAAAAAAAAUUGCAGAAUAA
Parnassius apollo (apollo) is the source of this 510-nucleotide messenger RNA. The record is from the annotation of a GenBank genome assembly. NCBI's taxonomy places the organism in Eukaryota, Metazoa, Arthropoda, Insecta, Lepidoptera, Papilionidae.